AUGUGGCAGCAGCCCACACAUCCCCAGCACACGUCGACAUCAACGUCGCCGCCCCCAUCUCAGUAUAACUGGUUUGCCCUGCAAAAGACAGACCAAGAUCAAUCGCCUACCGAGGAUAUUAGCAGUAGCUGUUUCCACUACACCACAAGCACUAGCCAGGACCAACGCGUGUACGUCUAUCCGCCUACGUACUCCUCAAUACCUGCGUCAACGCCUCCCUAUGUGUGGACAAAUGAGUCUCACUCGCCGCCACCACCAGCUCGAACCUUCCAGUUCCUGCAUCCGUCAACGUAUCCGCAGCCUCUCUAUUCCGCCGACAUUCAAGCUCAAGAGAUCCAAUUGCGGAUCGACCAACAGCCACACGUACAGACAGCUCUCCGUCGUAGCCAGCAGAUCGCAAUUGGCCGAUGGAACAAUGACGAGCACGAGUGGUUCCUAAAGGGACUCGAAAUGUUCCAAAGACCAGCAUGGGGUGAGAUUGCCCAACUCAUUGGUACACGAACGUCGACUCAAGUGCGAACACAUGCCCAAAAGUUUUUCACAAAGCUGGCAAAGUUCAAUCAGACGAUGCCCUACUUCGAGGUACAGAUCCAGAGGGAGCGAGCUCGACUCGUGGCGCAAGGGGCCAGCGUCACUCCCACUGCUCAGAGCUCAUCCCGUACUUCCAUAUCUACUACCACUCUAUCGCCUCGCAAGCACCUGGUCAAUAACAUGCCUCAACAGUCUCUGAAAGGGUUCAAGAAGGAGAAGUCUCCGACGUACAAAGCUACCGUCCAAACUCAAUACUCACAAAACAGCUACAAUGUCAAGCCACGAGUGUAUACUGACAGUAUAAUGGGGCAUUCAUCAAUAGCGUCUCCCUCGGUGGCCAAAGAGUGGACACAGAAAUGGACAACGGAUGACGCCAGACAAUGGCCACGGACAUCUCCCACAUCCAAAGUCGCACCUUCAUUUCAGCUGACGCAAAUGCACAUGGGCAAUAGCAGACAGCAAAACACUCUACCAUCAAACAACGCAGAGCCCGAUGUCGAUUCAUUACCGCCCAUGAACAAACUGCUGUACCGCAGCAGCACCUCCUAA
Messenger RNA from Peronospora belbahrii, 1080 nucleotides. NCBI's taxonomy places the organism in Eukaryota, Oomycota, Peronosporomycetes, Peronosporales, Peronosporaceae. The record is from the annotation of a GenBank genome assembly.